Vigna radiata var. radiata (mung bean) is the source of this 2955-nucleotide messenger RNA. RefSeq names its product receptor-like protein 12. The record is from RefSeq and is a predicted model, not a curated record. The transcript has a single exon. Lineage: Eukaryota; Viridiplantae; Streptophyta; Magnoliopsida; Fabales; Fabaceae. Gene Ontology annotation, molecular function: protein binding. The coding region runs from base 15 to 2861 and encodes 948 amino acids.
UCGGUAUAAGAAAAAUGGGAUGGGUUCGACUUUCCUACUUCUUGAUCUUUCAUUGUUUGCUUCUUCAUUUCCCUUCUUACAAUUGUUUGUUGUGCAACCCUCGUGACAAAUCUGCCUUACUACAAUUCAAAAACUCAUUUCUUACUAACAUUUCAUCUUAUGUUGCUCUGUUUACAGAAGAUCUUUGUUCCUCGUAUUCUUCAAAUAUGAAAUCUUGGAAUAACUUGACAGAUUGUUGUGGGUGGGAUGGGGUCACGUGUGACAUCAGAUCAGGUUAUGUGAUCGGUCUCAACUUUUCCUGCAUUGAUCUUAGAGGUGAGCUACUUGGUCCUAAUAGUUCAAUUUUCAGUCUAAGACACCUUCAACAACUUACUAUUGCUUUUAGUGACUUUUCUGGAUCUUCGAUACACUCUACAAUCGGUGACCUUGUCAACCUCACCCAUCUAACUUUACUUAACUUUGGAAUGACUGGUGAUGUUCCCUCCACAAUCUCCCACUUGUCAAAGUUAGAAUAUCUUCUUAUAGGUAGCAUCAACUCGUUACUUAAUGAUCCCAUCAAAAGCUACUCCAAAAUGAGACUUGAUGAUUACACAUGGAACAGACUCAUUCACAACGCAACUAAUUUGAGAGAGAUUUAUUUGGAUGAAGUGAACAUGUCUUCUGUCGGAGAGAGCUCUUUGUCAUUGUUGACCAAUCUAUCAUCCUCUUUGCUUUCUCUCGUUCUCUAUGACACCCAAAUCAAAGGGAAAUUGCCCACGGCCAUCCUCCGCUUACCCAAUCUUCAAGAAAUAGAUCUGUCAUUCAAUGAAAACGUGAGAGGUGAACUUCCAAACUCCAACUGGACUACUCCACUAAUAAUUUUAAUUCUCCGUCAUACUGCUUUCUCAGGAUACAUUCCCGAUUCUAUUGGUCACUUAAAGUCUCUUUACAUACUACAACUUAACAGUUGCAAUUUUCAUGGAUUUAUUCCACCAUCAUUAUUUAAUCUUACUCAACUUUCUCAUUUAGAUUUAUCAAAUAAUAAAUUAGUUGGCCCAAUUCCAACCCAAAUCACCACACUUUCUGAAUUAUUGAUCCUAAAUUUGAAUGAUAACAUAUUAAACGGAUCAAUUCCUCGUUGGUGUUACUUUUUGCCUUCCUUAUCGUUCUUGUAUCUUAGAAACAACCAGUUCACAGGGUCAAUUGGUGAAUUCUCAACUAAUUCUUUGCAAUAUUUGUCUCUUUCUAAUAACAAACUGCAAGGUAAUUUUCCAAAUUCAAUAUUUCAACUCCAAAAUCUUACUUUUUUAAAUUUGUCAUCAAAUGAUUUGAGUGGUGUCGUGGACUUUCAUCAAUUUUCAAAGCUUAAAACUAUUUUUUAUUUGGAUCUUUCUCACAAUAGUUUGCUCUCACUAAAAUUUGAAAAUAAUUUUGAUUGUAUCUUACCCAACCUUCAAUACUUAUUUUUAUCUUCAAGUAACGUAAGUAGUUUCCCAAAAUUCAUAGCACCAAAUCUGGAAGAUUUAGAUCUUUCUCAUAACAGAAUUCGUGGAAGCAUUCCCAAAUGGUUUCAUGAGAACCUUUUACGCUCCUCGAAGAACAUUAGAUACAUUGAUCUAAGUUUCAACAAGUUGCGAGGAGAUCUUCCGAUUCCACCAAAUGGCCUUGAAAUCUUUUUAGUCUCAAAUAAUGAGUUGAGUGGGAACAUUUCUUUAGCAAUGUGCAAUGCAAGCACCCUUUUUAUACUCAACUUGGCUCACAACAACUUGACAGGACUUAUUCCACAAUGUUUGGCAACAUUUCCUUCUCUUUCGGUGUUGGAUUUGCAAAACAACAACCUUUACGGUAGCAUACCUGAUAACUUUUCUAAAGGAAAUUCCUUUGAGACUCUAAAGUUGAAUGGAAAUCAGUUGAAGGGACCAUUACCACGGUCUUUGGCUCACUGUACAAACCUUGAAGUUUUGGACCUUGGAAAUAAUAACAUAGAGGAUAUGUUCCCCCAUUGGUUAGAAAUUUUGACAACUUUACAGGUACUCAGUUUACGGUCAAAUAAAUUUCAUGGUGUCAUCACUUCUUUCGACACCAAACUUCCAUUUUCUAGGCUGAGGAUUUUUGACAUCUCUGGUAACUAUUUUACCGGACCCUUGCCAGUGUCAUACAUUCACAACUUUCAAGGAAUGAUGAAUGCGAAUGACAAUCAGACUGGUUUGAAAUAUUUGGGUGAAAAUAGUUUAUAUAAUGAUUCAAUAGUGAUUGUGAUGAAAGGGAUAUACAUAGAACUCACGAGGAUACUGACUGUUUUCACAAGCAUUGAUUUAUCAAAUAAUAUGUUUGAAGGAGAAAUUCCAAAGGUCAUUGGAGAGUUGCAUUCUCUCAAAGGGCUUAACCUUUCACACAAUAGAAUCACUGGUACCAUUCCACUGUCACUGGGUAAUUUAAGCAAUUUGGAAUGGUUGGACCUCUCAUGUAACCAACUGAAGGGCGAGAUUCCCAUGACUCUUACAAAUUUGAAUUUUCUCUCUGUCUUGAACCUUUCAAAAAAUCAAUUGGAGGGAAUGAUACCUAUGGGUGGACAGUUUAACACAUUUGAUAAUAUUUCCUAUGUUGGAAAUCUAAUGUUGUGUGGAUUACCCUUGUCAAGAUCUUGCAAAGGGAAUAAAGAAAUGUUACAACAUUCAACAUUUGAUGAAGAAUCAGGAUUUGAGUGGAAAGCAGUUGUAAUUGGGUAUGGAUGUGGGACGAUCUUUGGAAUAAUAUUGGGUUAUAAUGUAUUCUUUUCUGGAAAACCCCAAUGGCUUACAAGACUUGUUGAAGUUGUGUUUAAUGUGAGACUGCCCAGAACAAACAAUAGAAAGCACGUUAUUAGUUUGGGAAGAAGUUAGUUUAAUGUUUUAUGUGUGUUCAACUGUUUGUCUGUAUUUUCUUUUUUAUAAAACUUGUCUGUGUAUGAAAUGGUAUCAUAAUCUAUUUAGUUAU